AUGCCGGCGAUCCUUAGCAUGUCAGCAGCAUAUUAUUUGUUAAAAAUUGACGCCAGCCUUUUGCCGGGCAUCGGAGUUUAUCAUGGGCGUGGGCUUCGGCCCCCUGCCAUCCGACUGCUCCGUCAGCGAUGCAGCGCCACUGCUGACACCCUCAGAGCAGCCGUCAGCAAUACACCGCCACUGCUGACACCCUCAGAGCAAGCCAGGCAGCCGUCAGCCACUGCUGACACCCUCAGAGCAAGCGUCAGCAAUACACCGCCACUGCUGACACCCUCAGAGCAGCCGUCAGCAAUAUACCGCCUCUCUGACACCCUCAGAGCAGCCUCAGCACAAUACACCGCCACUGCUGACACCCUCAGAGCAGCCGUCAGCAAUACACCGCCACUGCUGACUCACAAGCCACCGCCACUGCUGACACCCAGAGCAGCCGUCAGCAAUACACCGCCCACUGCUGACACCCUCAGCAGCCGUAGCAAUACACCGCCAGCUGACACCCUCAGAGAGCCCCGUCAGCAAUACACCGCCACUGCUGACACCCUCAGAGCAGCCGUCAGCAAUACACCGCCAGCUGACACCCUCAGAGCAGCCGUCCAGCAAUACACGCCACUGCUUGACACCCUCAGAAGCAGCAGCAGCCGUCAGCAAUACACCGCCACUGCUGACACCCUCAGAGCAGCCGUCAGCAAUACACCGCCACUGCUGACACCCUCAGCAGCCAGCAGAGCAGCUGUCAAAUACACCGCCACUGCUGACACCCUCAGCAGCGCAGCAGUGACAGCAGCCGUCAGCAAUACACCGCCACUGCUGACACCUCAGAGCAAUCAGCACACGCCACUGCUGACACCUCAGAGCAGCCGUCAGCAAUACACCGCCACUGCUGCACCUCAGAGCAGCCGUCAGCAAUACACCGCCACUGCUGACACCCUCAGAGCAGCCGUCAGCAAUACACCGCCACUGCUGACGCAUUGGAUGCGUCUCAGCAAUGCCGCCACCUGA
Messenger RNA from Penaeus vannamei (Pacific white shrimp), 996 nucleotides. NCBI's taxonomy places the organism in Eukaryota, Metazoa, Arthropoda, Malacostraca, Decapoda, Penaeidae. The record is from RefSeq and is a predicted model, not a curated record.